AAUAAGGAGUAGAGAAAAGGGAAAGCAUACGCAAAAGCAAUCAAGGAUUGCUCUCCUAUCCACACUGAUCGUCGUCUACUCGUCUUCCUCCACCCACCAUCACUCCCUUACCUUCCCCAGUCGACCCUCUUCCUGUGCCCUAUUCCUUGGCCGCAAGAAAGUCCCUCGUCCCGACCGGUCUCCUCGAGGUCGAGGUUUCGCCGGCGUGCGGGGGAUCGAUGCUGGUAGGUUUAGGUAGCUCUUUGAUUCUUGAAAUGUAUGAAAAAUUGUGUGGCUUAUAGAAGCAUUUGCAGAAGGUAGCGCUUUUGGUUUAUUGACAAAUGGCGGAAGGAUCAAAAAUAGCUGGUUUUCUUGUUGGCGUGGCUGGAGGAAAUGUCGUCGGAAACGGGCUUUAUGAUGUGGGAUUUUACCAAAAGCUAGAUGAGGGCUCUAAUAUGUCGAUAGAUAGCGUUGGAAGUCUUCAGACGAGCAUUGAUGGUGGCUCGGCUGCCAUGUCCGUGGAAAAUAGCAGUGUCGGAUCGAACAACUCGAGGACUGGAAUACUGCACCAUACUGGACUCCGUCUAUUCCCGGGCUCCAAUUUCUCUCUGGGGCAUAGCGUGCUGAGACCUGGAAGGGUCUCUCAUGCUAUGAACGAAGAUGCUUUAGCUCAGACCCUGAUGGACCCACGAUAUCCUACAGAGUCUCUUGAGAACUAUGAUGAAUGGACUCUGGACCUAAGGAAACUGAAUAUGGGGGUGGCCUUUGCUCAGGGUGCUUUUGGGAAGCUCUACAGGGGUAUUUAUGAUGGGGAAGAUGUUGCUAUUAAGCUGUUGGAGAAGCCUGAGAAUGAUCCUGAAAGGGCAUUGGUGAUGGAGCAGCAGUUCAGACAGGAGGUUAUGAUGCUUGCAAAUCUUAAGCAUCCAAAUAUUGUCAGGUUUAUUGGGGCUUGCAGGAAGCCGAUGGUCUGGUGCAUUGUGACAGAGUAUGCAAAGGGUGGUUCAGUGAGGCAAUUUCUCAUGAAGAGGCAGAACAGAUCAGUGCCGCUAAAACUGGCCAUUAAGCAAGCAAUAGACAUUGCUAAAGGGAUGGAAUAUGUUCAUGGCUUGGGACUCAUACACAGGGAUCUUAAGUCCGACAAUCUACUUAUAUUUUCAGACAAAUCAAUUAAGAUUGCUGACUUUGGGGUUGCUCGUAUUGAGGUUAAGACUGAAGGAAUGACACCUGAAACUGGAACUUAUCGAUGGAUGGCUCCAUUGAUAAUUGGGAAUUUAUUACCUAUUGAUCCUAAGAUCGAUAGGGCAUUCAGAAGGAAAAGAAACUUGCAGAGACACGUAGAAGAAGAGCAAGCACCAGCAUUAAGGGACAUGGCAAACAAACCCUUAAAAAACUAUGUCGCACCUUAUGUAAGAGGUCUCAGGUCUAGCAUCGCUAGACCAUUUGUUGAGGCUAAUAAUUUUGAAAUCAAGCUGACAUUCAUUUCUAUGGUUCAGCAACACCAAUUUAGGGUGGACCCACAAAAGACCCAAACCAAUACUUAGAAGACGUUUUAUGAAAUCUGUAGCAUCAUGAAGAUAAAUGGUGUCCCAUCUGAAGCUAUCAAACUACUCUUAUUUGAUUCUCGCAAAUGGAAUUUCCUCUAAGGAGCAGUGCGAACAAAUCUUCUUGGAGAAAUUCUUUUCUCCAAACAAGGCAACCCACAUGAGGAAUCUAAUAGCAAGCUUCAGACAGAACGAUAGUGAAUCCCUAUACAAUGCCUGGGAUAGAUUCAAGGGAAUGCCCAGAUUAUGCCCGCAUCAUGGAUUAGAGAAAUGACUAGUUAUCUACAUAUUCUACAAUGGAAUCAACUAUCCAACCAAAGUCUUCUUAGACUCCACGGCUGGUGGAGCAUUGAUAAACAAGUGACUUGAUGAAGCUGAAGAAAUCAUUGAAAGUGUGACAAUGAAUCAUCACUAAUGGGCAUCCGAACGAAGUGACAUCUCCAUUAAAAUCCCUGGGAAGUAUGAUGUUGAUGCUUUAAGCUUAAUUUAUGCAAAGAUGGACGCCUUUCAAAGAAGUUCGAGUCAAUAACCACGAGUCAGGUAAAUGCUGUUGUCUCAAUUUGUGAAGUUUGUGAAGGAGUGGAACAUGCAAAAGAAGCUUGCCCUUUUGGAGCCAUUACAACACAGUUGGCUCAGCUUGAACAAGUGGAUGCUAUAGGCAACUGCAACACAAGACAGAAUAAUCCGUACUUCAACACAUACAAUCCCAAAUGGAAGAAUCAUUUGAACUUCUCAUAUCGAAAUAACCAAGACCAAGGGCAGUCAUCCGAAUAUCAGCAGAAUCAUCAACCCUCAAGAAUGGAUAAACUUCUUGAAGAAAUUCUAGCCAACCAAGUUGAGAUGAAGAAUGACCUGAAGCAAUUUAAUGCAAGGAUGAGCAAUGCUAAGAAGCAUAUGAAGAUGUUUGAUAGUUAAGUGACACAAAUAGUUAGCUCUUUUCUAAGGAAAGUUGGAGCCCAAUCGUGUAGAGCAUUGCAAUCUUGUUGAGUUAAGAAACAGACGGACCUUGGGAAACCCCAAGAGACUGCUCAGAAAGGAAUUAGAGAGCCACCCUCCUCUAGCAUUGAUUCCGCUCAAGAAGAGGUGGAGAUUGAAGAGCCUCCACCAUAAAGAAAUGUUUUACCAAUCCCUUUCCCUCAACGAAUUGCAAAAGCCAAGAAGGAUGUAGAAUUCGAGAAAUUUCUUGAGAAGCUCAAGGAACUCUGCAUUGAAAUUCCUCUCAUCAAUGCACUGUAACAAAUGCCUAAGUUUUCCAAGUUCAUAAAGGGCAUCAUCUUCAACAAGCGCAAGAAGGACAGUUAUGAGACUAUCACAUUAAUCGAAGAGUGUAGCGCGUUGCUUCUGAACAUGCUGCCUCUUAAGCUCAAAGAUGUAGGGAGCUUUUCCAUACCAUGCAAGAUUGGUACCACUGAAUUUGAUAAGGCCUUCUGUGAUUUGGGUGUAAGUGUAAGUCAUAUACCUUA
Messenger RNA from Zingiber officinale, 2983 nucleotides. Its product is annotated as serine/threonine-protein kinase STY13-like. Lineage: Eukaryota; Viridiplantae; Streptophyta; Magnoliopsida; Zingiberales; Zingiberaceae. Gene Ontology annotation, molecular function: protein kinase activity; ATP binding. Gene Ontology annotation, cellular component: cytoplasm. The record is from RefSeq and is a predicted model, not a curated record. Gene Ontology annotation, biological process: protein phosphorylation; signal transduction. Bases 321 to 1520 code for a protein of 399 amino acids. The transcript is spliced from 3 exons.